AUGAAUUGGACACCAGACCUCAGGGUUUUGGUCUUGACCGUGUACAGUAUCAUACUGCUCACUGGGGUUCCUUGCAACCUGCUGUCCCUCUGCAUCUUAAUCCGAAAGGCAAAACAAGAUGCCAAACCAAUUCACAUGAUCCUACUCAGCCUCAACAUCUCUGACCUGAUUUUCCUCAUUUCCCUUCCCAUUCGCAUAAAAGAGACAGCUGAUAAUGAAUGGAAUAUGAGUUACUUCUUCUGUCCUCUAGCAGCUUACAUCUUUGUGAUAAACUUCUUUAACAGCACCCUACUCUUAAUGACCAUUAGUGUGGAGCGCUAUCUGGCAGUGUUCUUUGCUAUUCAGUACAAACUCAAGCGGCAUCCUCGACAUACUGUCAUCAUCAGCAUCAUAAUUUGGGUGGUCAACAUGUCCCACUGCACUGUUGUCUUCUACAUGGAGUACCACUUUUUAGACAGUAUCCAAGGUUUGACAAAUGGAACAGGCUGCUACUGGUCCUUUAAUGAAGAACAAAUGAAGAUUCUUGUGCCUGCACGUCUAGUAUUAUCAAUAGUGGAGAUAUUUAUACCACUGAUGAUCUGCUGCUUUUGCUAUAUCAACAUCAUUCGUAGACUCUCCCUGACAGGCAACAUCAAGCCCAUGAAGCGUUUCAGAGCCAUUGGGUUGGCGAUAUCCACCCUUCUGGUCUUUAUGAUUUGUUUUAUUCCUUUAGGUGUGUGCUUUGUAGAAGGUUUCAUUGGUUGGAACAAUCCUUCAUGGAGAGUGUAUGCCAUGCUCUUCAGCAGCUUCAAUGCCUGCUUGGACCCAUUUAUUUUUUAUUUCUCCUCCAAAUCAUUGCAAAAAGCAUUUAGCAGGAGCAUUCGAGCACUCUAUAUGUUGUUGCAUAAUCUCCAAGUAAGAUUAAAUAUCACGAGAACUGCCGAUAACAGAGCUGACCAGAUCCAGCUACAAUCACAAAACUAG
This is a messenger RNA of Clarias gariepinus (North African catfish), 963 nucleotides long. RefSeq names its product free fatty acid receptor 2-like. The record is from RefSeq and is a predicted model, not a curated record. Gene Ontology annotation, biological process: G protein-coupled receptor signaling pathway; cellular response to fatty acid. The transcript has a single exon. Gene Ontology annotation, molecular function: G protein-coupled receptor activity. Bases 1 to 963 code for a protein of 320 amino acids. Gene Ontology annotation, cellular component: plasma membrane. Lineage: Eukaryota; Metazoa; Chordata; Actinopteri; Siluriformes; Clariidae.